Rhinichthys klamathensis goyatoka is the source of this 532-nucleotide messenger RNA. It is a transcript of the gene cnih4, whose product is annotated as cornichon family AMPA receptor auxiliary protein 4. Gene Ontology annotation, biological process: endoplasmic reticulum to Golgi vesicle-mediated transport. The record is from RefSeq and is a predicted model, not a curated record. The transcript is spliced from 5 exons. Gene Ontology annotation, cellular component: COPII-coated ER to Golgi transport vesicle; endoplasmic reticulum membrane. The coding region runs from base 56 to 475 and encodes 139 amino acids. Lineage: Eukaryota; Metazoa; Chordata; Actinopteri; Cypriniformes; Leuciscidae.
UUCAGCGUUAGAGAAGAACCACACCGGAAGCGGAAGAGAAACCGGAAGUGCAGAAAUGGAGGCUGCCGUGUUCAUUCUAUCACUCGUCGACUGCUGUGCUUUAAUAUUCCUCUCGGUUUAUUUCAUUAUCACCCUGUCUGAUCUGGAGUGCGACUACAUCAAUGCUCGAGCUUGCUGCUCCAAGUUAAACAAAUGGGUUCUCCCUGAGAUGAUCGGCCAGGCUCUGGCCACGGUCCUGAUGCUGGUGUCCAUGCACUGGUUCGUGUUCCUGCUCAACUUACCCGUGGCAUCAUGGAACGUUUACAGAUACGUGAAGGUCCCCAUGGGGAACAUGGGAGUGUAUGAUCCCACAGAGAUCCACAACAGAGGCCAGCUCAAGUCCCAUAUGAAGGAAGCCAUGAUCAAGCUGGGCUUCCACCUCCUCUGCUUCUUCAUCUACCUGUACAGCAUGAUCCUGGCGCUCAUCAACGACUGACCCGCAACCGUCUUCUGAACACAAACUGCCAAAUCAUAAACUGGCCUUUACAUUUUG